AUGUCUCCGAUUCGCAUUGGGUUCGUUGGCCUCUCUACCCAAGGGUGGGCAGCCUUCAUGCUCGCGCCCUCGCUUCUGCAGUCGCCACUCUCGGAUCAGUAUGCUCUCGCCGCUGUCUCGACCAGUAACCCACACUCUGCCCAAGCCAGCGCAAAAAAAUAUUCCGACUUGGCGAAAGGGCCCGUGAAGGCGUACCAUAGUUCCACCGCCCACAUAGCCGGAGACGGCGAUGUCGAUAUGAUCGCUAUAGCAGUGAAAGCGACCGACCACAAAGCUGCAGCUCUGCCAGUAAUUCAGGCAGGAAAGGACUUUUUUCUCGAAUGGCCCGCAGGGCGCGGUCUCCGAGAAACGCGAGAAAUAGCAGACGCCGCCAGAAGCGCCCGGAUAAGGACCAUGGUUGGAUUGCAAGGAAGGCAGAGUCUCGUCAUAAGGGAGAUCAAAAGAAUCAUUGUUUCUGGGAAAAUAGGACGCGUUUUAUCGUCGACCGUAACUGCGCGCCCUGCCAGGGAGCCGUAUUAUUGGGGCCCUUACAUCGGCGAACGUAACCAGUAUACGGCUACAGUGGAGAACGGUGCGACAAUGCUGGAUAUAGCAGUCGGUCAUUUCCUCGAUUCGUUCAUGUUCACCCUCGGCCCAUUCUCAUCAGUAUCUGCCAUACUGGAGAAUCAGUUCCCGACUGCACAGCUCGUCGACGGGUCAGGAAGCCCUACCGGCGUGUCCAUUGAACAGACAGGGUGUUCGCAGGCAGCAAUAUCUGGUGUGCUGAAGAGCGGAGCCGUCGUGAGCAUUCAUUGGCGUGGGGGUCUCGAGAGCAAGCAUGGUAAGGACGGGACACCGUUCAUAUGGACGAUUGACGGCGAGAGCGGAUCCAUCCGCGUCGAGAGCAGCGAACCUGGAGGCAGCUUUCUCCAUAUCCGUGACCCCGUAUUGUACGUCGAUGGGCAGGAAGUGAAGCUGGAGAGGAACGACGGCAUGAGCAAUACUGGAAGAGCGUGGGCGGAGUAUGCGAAUGGUAAUCACGGGCUUUACCCGACCAUAGACGACGCAGUUGAGGUAAAGACACUGCUGGAAGCUAUUGUUGGUAGUGCGCGGGAUGCCUGUGUUGUACACUUGUGA
Postia placenta MAD-698-R-SB12 is the source of this 1116-nucleotide messenger RNA. RefSeq lists its product as hypothetical. Gene Ontology annotation, molecular function: nucleotide binding. Bases 1 to 1116 code for a protein of 371 amino acids. Lineage: Eukaryota; Fungi; Basidiomycota; Agaricomycetes; Polyporales; Adustoporiaceae. The record is from RefSeq and is a predicted model, not a curated record. The transcript is spliced from 3 exons.